Messenger RNA from Neogale vison (American mink), 1663 nucleotides. Its product is annotated as amine sulfotransferase-like. NCBI's taxonomy places the organism in Eukaryota, Metazoa, Chordata, Mammalia, Carnivora, Mustelidae. Gene Ontology annotation, cellular component: cytoplasm. The coding region runs from base 660 to 1523 and encodes 287 amino acids. Gene Ontology annotation, molecular function: sulfotransferase activity. The record is from RefSeq and is a predicted model, not a curated record. Gene Ontology annotation, biological process: sulfation. The transcript has 9 exons.
GUGGAACCCAUGACAAAGAGGACACAAAACAGUCCUUGAGGAGCCAACCCCAGGACCUAUCUCUUGCUCUGUGAUAAAGUGGUAUAAAGAUUUGCCAAUAGGAACACAAUGGAGGGGUUUAAUGGCAGAUGUGGAUUUUUUCCUUCAACUUCAAAUUGUUCACACUUUACACUUACUCUCCAUUCUGUUCCAUAAGAAACAACUCAAAGAUUCAAAGACACCAAUACAGGUGCUAUUGAAGAAGAAGCAACUCAAUCCAUUGUACUACUGGUUUCUGGCCAUUAGAGUAUCAUGAAUGGGACAGCAAGAGAAUACAUGCAUAUUUUCUGCUAUAAUUCAAAAGCAGAGACUUUGAACCCUACCCAGCAUCUCUGAGUAGCACCAAGCUGCUUGAAGCAUUUAUCUCCUUUUAUUUAUGGUAAACGCCUCUGUGCUUUUCACUAGACCUUUUGAUGAUCUACUGGUUAACAUCAGCCUAAUCCCUCCUCCUUAAUGAGUUCGAUUCUGGGAGCUCUAAUUGGUGAAUCACUAAACCUCUUAGGGGAAACCUUAGUUUUUAUCUGUGUCUUUCUCCUUCAACGGCACACAAUUAUUCUUCUCACUUGCCUUCAUAUCAGAAGUUCAUACUUCAUUUCAAAGAACUCUAAGGUGACUGAAGUAUGGAAGGCAUGGAGAAAUUCUUACUCAAAUUUAAAGGAUAUUAUUUUAAGCGUUUACCACUUGAUAUUGGCUUUAUAGAAAAUUUAGAUAAUUUUGAAAUCAGAGAAAAUGAUGUCUUCAUAGUCACAUACCCCAAAUCUGGAACCAUCUGGUUUCAGCAAUUAUUAAGUCUGAUUUAUUCUGAGGACCAUCGCAAAGGCGCUGGAAAACUGGAAACCAUGGAUCGAGUACCCUUCCUUGAGUACAACUUUCGAAAAAUGGAUUUUGGGGAAAGGCCAUCCCCCCGUCUCUUCUCUACCCACCUCCCAUACUACUUGGUUCCCAGUGGGCUGAAGAACAAAAAGGCCAAAAUUAUUUAUGUAUACAGAAACCCUAAGGAUGUUAUGUGCUCAUAUUUUCACUUUGCAAAGAAUGUGAUGUCACAAUUUACAGGUACCUUUGAGGAAUUCAUGAAACAAUUUCUCGAAGGAAGAGUGAUGGGAAGCCUUUGGUUUGACCACAUCAAAGGUUGGUAUGAGCACAGAAGCCUCUUCAACAUUCAGUUCAUGACCUAUGAGGAGAUGAAGAAGGAUCUCAGAGGUUCUGUGUCAAAAAUCUGCAAGUUUCUGGGGAAAGGAUUGAGUGAAGAGGAUAUGGAUGCUGUUGUGAGACAGGCCACAUUUGAGAACAUGAAGGAUGACCCACUGGCAAAUUAUGAUAAUAUAAUAACCAGUGGAUAUGGGCCGAAUGUAAAAGGUCAUUUCCUUCGCAAAGCUGGCUGCCAGCUGAGAAGUUGGGCUAGUGAUCUUCAAUUACAGCAGAACUGCCAGGAUGAGUUUGCCCCUGUCCAGGAGGUACCAUCGGAGACUGGAAAAAUCACCUGACUGUUGAGCAGAAUGAAAGGUUUGACCAGAUUUUCCAAAGGGAGAUGAAGGAUUUUCCCCUGGAGUUCAUCUGGGACAUGAAUGAAGACUAGAAUGUGAAGCAAAGCACAGAUCCAUUAAAAAAGCACUGUUGAAGGAUA